Molecule: messenger RNA, 966 nt
Organism: Symsagittifera roscoffensis
Lineage: Eukaryota; Metazoa; Xenacoelomorpha; Acoela; Convolutidae
Product: fructose-2,6-bisphosphatase TIGAR-like
Exons: 3
Coding region: 2-853 (283 amino acids)
Biological process (GO): regulation of pentose-phosphate shunt; negative regulation of glycolytic process
Cellular component (GO): cytosol
Molecular function (GO): fructose-2,6-bisphosphate 2-phosphatase activity
Source: RefSeq, a predicted model, not a curated record
UAUGGAACCAAUUGUUUUUGAUUUGACGCUUGUGCGACACGGGAGAACCGAUGCAAACAGACAGGGCAUAGUUCAAGGACAUGUAGACACGCCCCUAGAUCAACUAGGGAUUAUUCAAGCAACGAGACUGGGUCGACUUCUGAGUAAAGACCGAUUUGACUUCGCUUUUUCCAGUGACCUAAAAAGAGCCCAUCUUACAUGUCAGUUAGUUCUUUCACAGCAAGUUGAAGAUGAUCAGAGUAAGAUGUCUCCUGUCGUGCGGACGCUGAAAUGUCUCCGUGAACGAAGUUACGGUGUAGGCGAAAACCUGAGUUUCUCGCAAUACUAUCAAUUGGCGGCAGAUGCCAACCAAGGAACUGCAUAUGAUUUUGUACCCGAGGGAGGAGAGUCACUGUCGCAACUACAGAGUCGGGCGAAAGAGUUUUUGGAGAUAAUGUACAAUUAUGCCACGACUGGAAGCGGCGACGAGCUGUUCGAAAAUUGCAAAGAAGAAUCUACAGGACCAAGUGAGAAAUUAACUCAGGCUCUCGACUCGUUAUCAGAUCAUGAUAAAAUGACUAUAGCGCACACUGUUCUGAAGGAAACGCCGUUUUUACCUGAAAAAUCUUCCCAGCAGUCGAUUUCCUGUAUCAUAGCUAGUCACGGAGGAUUCAUCAGGGAAUUCAUGAAGCUAGUCACCUGUGGAAAUCCCAGCGAAGAUGUAGUGUCUCCUGAAUUUAAGAAGCUUCUGAUCAACAGUCCGGCAAAUACAUCCUUCACUCAUUUUACUUUGACGAUGAAUAGUCCUACUGAGUUCACUCUGACCAAGCUGCACUAUUUGUAUAAUGUUUCUCACCUGAACGCAAAAGAAUAGACUACUUUGUUGCUGUUUUGAAAUAAAUUAUGUAUUAUAUUUGAAAUAAUUUUAUUACCGUCAGAUUCUAUGUAUUUUUAAGAUAGAAAUUAAAUAAUUGUUUUAGCUUUGCA